Molecule: messenger RNA, 5082 nt
Organism: Microtus oregoni (creeping vole)
Lineage: Eukaryota; Metazoa; Chordata; Mammalia; Rodentia; Cricetidae
Gene: Cobll1
Product: cordon-bleu WH2 repeat protein like 1
Exons: 15
Coding region: 292-3939 (1215 amino acids)
Molecular function (GO): actin monomer binding
Source: RefSeq, a predicted model, not a curated record
UAGUGUUCAAGGAGCACAAGGGACUCAGGAAAUGCCAGCAUUGUCCUGUCUAGGGGGGUAAGAGAGGACGGAACAAACGCUGCUUGAGAGGUGUGUGAUUGAGCUAGAUCAAGGAAGUUAAGGCAAGGAAGUAGGGGGAGGGAACCUUUAGAGAUUGUUCCAGGCCUUCUGAGAAGCAUGGUGGUUUAGGGAGUGAAACAGAAGCCUUUAAGAAGCUGUGUGGGUUGGGGCUGCUGAGAAAGAACCCGAGAAACGAAUUGGCUGUGAUGUUGUAUCUUGGAUCUGAAGAAAAUGGAACUGAGGAAACCAAAAGCGAAGGCGCCCCUUCCUCCUGCUGAGACGAAGGGCAUGGGUGUUUCUUCUUCUGAGGAGCCUGGAGAAUCGACUGCUGUCAUCGCAGAACGAAAUGAAAAUAUGGUAGAUAAAGACAUUGACCUCUCGGUGGUCCUGCCUGGAGACAUUCUCAAAUCCACUACUGUUCCUGGCAGUAAGCCAAUGAUGGACUUGCUCGUGUUCCUCUGUGCACAAUAUCACUUAAAUCCGUCAAGCCACACAAUUGACUUACUUUCUGCUGAAGAGAAUCUCAUCAAAUAUAAGCCAAACACACCAAUAGGAAUGCUGGAGGUAGAGAAGGUCAUUUUAAAGCCAAAAUCUCUGGACAAGAAGAAGCCUACACCGAUAAUCCCAGAGAAAACUGUCCGAGUAGUGAUCAACUUUAAGAAAACCCAGAAGACCAUAGUGAGAGUUAGUCCCCAUGCACCGCUGCAAGAUCUUGCUCCCAUUAUAUGCAGUAAAUGUGAGUUUGAUCCCUUGCAUACAGUGUUGCUGAAGGACUACCAGGCUCAGGAGCCCCUGGACUUGACGAAGUCUCUUAAUGACUUGGGACUAAGAGAGUUAUAUGCCAUGGAUAUCAGCAGAGCCCCCUCUGUCACUGCCUUCCGUAAGUCAUCUCUCCAAGAGUCCUGCCAAAUAUUACAGACCCCAGACAUUGUGAAGGAGAAGGAAAACCGAGGGAUUUUCAGCUUUUUCCAGCGUAGUAAAAAAAAGCGGGAGCAGACUGCCAGCGCACCUGCGACCCCGCUCGUGAGCAAGCACCGUCCAUCUUUUACAAGGUCCAACACCAUUUCCAAACCCUACAUUUCCAACACACUACCCUCGGACGCGCCCAAGAAAAGGCGUGCCCCGCUGCCCCCCAUGCCCACGUCGCAGGGCGUUGUGCAAGGCCAGGAGAGGCGAGCUUCGUGUGUGGUGAGAUCCACAAGCGUGGACGACGCUGACAAGAGUUCCACGGACGGGGUCAUGGUGAGGACAGGGUCCCUGCAGCUCAGUAGUUCGUCAGGAACUUUGUCUCUGAAAAGAACAAAGCGAAAAGCACCCGCCCCACCUUCGAAAACACCCCUGCAGAACGAUGACAGCAGCCUUGCGUCUGAUAAUGCCCUGCUUCCAGAAGAUGGAGUUGCUCCCGACAGCGCUUUAGAAGCAGACUCUCCUGAGGUGCUGUCCAGCCCAGAUGGCUCCCCUGGCCCCCGGUUCCUAAGCCAGGAGCAGUGUACUGUGCCCAAGCCGGCGGAUGAACUCUCGCUCUCUGAGGGCCCUGGAACUCCAGAGGCAGCUGUAGCAUCCUUGACGUCUGGUGUAAGCUCUGAUUAUAGUCUUGAAGAGAUAGAUGAAAAGGAAGAACUGGGUGAGUCAUCCAAAGAUCAGGCCGGAAGUGGUUCUGUGAAAUUGCCUGACGUCCCUUCGGAAUCUACUGAUAGAACAAAUGUGUUGGAGAAUGAUCCUGACUCAGCGCUCAGCCUUAGUGAUGGAGAGGCCUCCCCAAGCUCCAAGGGACAAAGCCAAGAAGGCAGAAACACAGAGGGAAAAGGGCCAAAUAAUCCUGUCAUAUAUGAUAUGAACAAUGAAGACACAGUAUCUGACCGUAUUAGAGACUUGAAGACAUUGGAAUCAAGCCAAGAGCACGUUCAAAAUGAAAUUAUGGUCUGUGCCACAAACACAGAUCAUGUGAAAGACAGACUGAGGAAAGCAGAAACUGCUGUAGAAGGCAAAGCCCCAGAGAAAGCCGCGGACGUGGAAACUGGUGGACUCCCAGGCUCCCCUGUGUGUAGAACGGAUAAUGCUGCACCGUCAGGACCUAAUCCAAAAAUGAAUCAACCAAGCGUAGAAAAGACAAAAAUGCAAGAUGCGGCAAUUCAGGCCACUCCUGCCUGCAGCAGUUUUGAUGGGAAUCAUGCAGUCCAUAAUUCGUCUGACCUCAAGGUUGAUGAGAGUGUGCAGACUUCAGCUAGCAGCAGAUCAACCCAGCACUCAUCCUCGAGUCUCCAGGGUUCUGUAAAGGCCUCAGAGGCAUCCAGGAGUCCCAGCACCCCAACACAUGUCCCAGAUAGACUCCCCAUGAAAGAGCCAGCUUGUGCGGCUGGGAACGAUGGCCCUCUGUCUCCUGUAGACGGAAGUGACAAGAUUCCAGCUGCUCUUUACCAAAAGAAUUCUCCACUUUACAGACAGGACUACAGCCCCAAGCCAAAACCGUCAAAUGAAAUUACGAGAGAGUAUAUCCCUAAAAUUGGAAUGACAACAUACAAAAUAGUGCCUCCCAAAUCCCUGGAGCUAGUGAAAGCCUGGGAAUCGGAAACACUGGAGGAUAAAGAUGGUCAAAAGAUGCAUGCUGCAGGGCAGAAGCAUGUGCUUGAGAAUACGAAAGAAACAGCCAUGCAAACAGAAGGCGCCCUUGCUACUUCCAGAGGCUCCCAGGAGCCUCAGCCUGACCUUAAACCAAAGCCCAGCCCAGGCACAGAGCGCCCUUUGCAGAGGACUCUGAGCUCACCUACUGGUGCCGAGAACCCCCCGAAACCUCCCAGGGUGACUAUGGACACUGGCGGCGUUCCGUUUGCACCAAAUUUGGAAGACAUAAACAAUAUUCUGGAGUCAAAAUUUCGAGCCCGAGCUUCAAAUCCCCAGGCCAAACCAAGUUCGUUCUUUUUGCAGAUGCAGAAGAGAGCGUCAGGCCACUAUGUGACUUCUGCGGCUGCUAAGAGUGUCCACACGGCCCCCGGGCCUACCCCCAAAGAACCAGCAACCAAAGAGGUGCAGAGAGACUCACGGCCCCCUCCAGAGCAAAUUCUUUCUCCCUUAAGUGAAAGGACUCAUUCUGCUCCGCUGUCCAAUAUUUCAAAAACCGAUGGAUUCAUCCAGAAGCCUGCUGAGAUAUCUCUUCCUCCUGUAGCUCCCAAGCCUGUGGCUUCUCCUGCUGAGAUCUCUCUUCCUCCUGUAGCCCCCAAGCCUGUGGCUCCUCCUCCUGAGACAUCUCCUCCCCCUGUAGCCCCCAAGCCUGUGGCUCUUCCUCCUGAGCUCUCUCCUCCCCCUGUAGCCCCCAAACCUGUGGCUCUUGCUCCUGAGACCUCUCUUCCCCCUGUAGCCCCCAAGCCCCCUGGUGGUCAGGGGACAUCACUAAACCUGAAGACCUUGAAAACUUUCGGGGCCCCACGACCCUACUCCAGCUCUGGCCCCUCCCCCUUUGCCCUUGCUGUGGUGAAGCGGUCACAGUCCUUCAGUAAAGCGCGUCCAGAAUCACCCAGUGAGGACUGCUCUGCCCAGCCUGCAGCUAACAGGGAGGGUGAAAAGACACACACAGUAAAUACACCUGCGGUGGUUCCCCAACACGAUGAUGUUGAGAAGAAAAAUAAACCUGUACCGAACGAACAGAGUUCUCAAAUGCUGACUCCAGCUGAUGGCCCAUUGCUCACCCUUAAGAGGCAGAGUUCUCUAACAUUCCAAAGCUCUGACCCGGAGCAGGUUCGGCAGAGCUUGCUGACCGCAAUCCGUUCUGGAGAGGCUGCCUCAAAGUUAAAGAGAGUUACUGUUCCGUCCAAUACAAUAGCUGUGAAUGGAAAGUCAGGACUCAGCCAUGCUGUGUCCUCUGAUGCCCAGGACAGUGGCUAACAUUACCUGCUGUGACACACUUCACUGACCAGCCUUCUGCGUACAAGGGAUAUCGGAAGAUGUAUAUUCAGAUGUACACUAAUAUAUAAAUCUAUUCAAGAAUAAGCAUUUGUGUUAUGGAUUUAAUGCCAAAAGGAACAUGGCUAGAGUUUAUAAUUUAUAAUAACGUUUGGUCUUAUUUGUCAUAACUAAGCAGUGCUGCUUUAGAAACUAAACAAGAUGUAAAUGACUUGGUUUUUUCCCCCUACUGCUGAAUAAUCACAGCUUAGUGAUUUUUUUUUGUUUUAUUUAUGGACAUACUGUGUACCAUGAAACAAAGGUGUGUAUUGAGAUUUAUGGACAUAUUGUAUGACAGGGAAACAGGCAAGCACAGACUAACAUUUACUGCCUCAGCAUUAGACUGUAAUUGGAAACAUAAAUUAGAAUAAAGCCUUUUUGGCUGAAAGAUAUCGAAAACUAGUAAAUCAAAUAAAUAAUAUUCAGUUAUUUUUAUUGAGGAACCAUUUCAUGUGAGACUUAUUUUGUGCAUUCUUUAAUUACAAGUGAGUGCCAGAUCUAUAGGAAAUAAGAAUAUUACUUUUUAAAUAUAUCACUUUAACCUUUAGUAGUUAAAUUGCACAAGGAGAUUUUAAGAUGCUUUUUGUAUAUAAUUAUGAUGGUGUUGCACAGAUAUUACACAUUUUCUAAUGCCAGAAGUCUUAAAAUAUUCCUAUGAAAAUGUUGAUAUAUUAUGGCAGGUAUUUCCCAUUUGGUAUAUAGGGAGAACAGAGGCUAGUUUAUGUCCAUAUUCAAAACUUUAAAGACUAGUUAGAAGUUUAUAAAAUGUUGAUUUAAUUAAAAUAAAAUGCUGUAUUAGUCAUUUAUGAAGCUCAGAUGUUAAUUGUCUAAAUAAUAAUAUAUAUUUUCCUGGAAGCCAACUGGUUAAGGGGAACAAUACUUGAUGUGUACUUGGCUUAUAGUGAUGCUAGAGUCUAGAACAUGUUGAUGUUCUGAAUUUCCUUAAAAAUUUAAUGGCUCAUUUAUUCCAGAGACUGUUCAAACAGCCUGACACGGUUUGAAUCUUACUAAAGAUACUGGUGUAUCUGCCAUUUUGACAAAUAUGAAUUCUUUUUCCAGUUAAUAAAAGCAAGUUAUAUAUUUGAA